AAAAAAAAAAUCCGGACCGUUGCAGAUCCUGUCAUAGCAAUAUCAUGUCAAAAUAUAAACACAACAAACAAAACAAGACACAUCAAAAAUCAUUAGAAGAAAAAUAAAAUUAAAAAAAAAAUAAUUUAAAAACAAAAUAUCAAGAAAUUAAAACCUAACCUCUGUUUUUCCUCAAUCAUCGAGGUAUUUGCCGACAUACUUGACAUUUUUUCAACAUUCUUUAGUAAAUUUUCUUUUUGAAUUAUAAAAAUAACAAUAUACGGUGUGUUUUUUCAACAAGUGUAAACAAGAAAAUCCUUGUUUAAUUAAUGUGAAGAUUUGAAUCAAUGAGACAUCGACAUUGUUAAGGAAUUCGACUUAGAAGUAUACACUUGUUUGAUCUAUCAAUUGAAUGUCGAUUAUUUAAAAUUUAUUUCAUAUUUAUCGAACAGUAUAGCAAUGUGUACAUAACACAUAUGUAUAUAUAUGCAGAUUAGCUGGAAGAAGAAAAAGGUUGAGCUGCUCGUCGCAGCGGGUGAAACUGUGAGGAGGACAUAUUACACCAGUUGUGUCGGAACCACUGCACGGUCUAGCACAUACGGCCUCAUUCGAAUCCAUUACAUAUUAUACAAAAAAGAGAGAGAAAAAAAUUUAUAUGAGAAAGAGUGGGAGGACAUCACACUGGUCUUGUCCGUCGAUUUCUAACCGAUUGUCGUGUAUGAGAGCUCGUCGAGAAAACGGAGACGUCUUUGUGCAUGCUGACACACCGGCUUACUGUGUCCAGUGACAGUGAAAUAAAACAUAAAAAAUAUCUAUAUUAUUAAAAGAAAUAAUAACAUUCAUUAUAAAAAUAACAGAAAAGUAAAAAGAAAAAAAAAUUAAUAAGUUUAAAAGUGAAGAAAGAAAAAUAGUGUAUUUUGGUGUUGAAAUAACUUGAAAAAAUUAAUAUGAAAAUUUUGAAAUUGAUGCCAUGAUUGAUUAAUGCUGUUAUCAGGGACCAACACGGUCCAAAACAAAAGGAAGUGUGGCGACCGGCAUCGAAAUGGGUGAAAUACUCGGUUCAGCGAGUUUCCUGCACCUUGGCGAUAUCGUUAGUCUUUAUGCCGAGGGCAGUGUUUCGGGUUUUUUAUCAACUUUGGGCUUAGUCGAUGACAGAUGUGUCGUCUGUCCAGAAGCUGGAGACUUGUCAAAUCCACCAAAAAAAUUCAGGGACUGUCUCUUUAAAAUAUGUCCUAUGAAUCGUUAUUCCGCUCAGAAGCAAUUCUGGAAAGCGGCUAAACAGACUGGAAGUUCAGCGACUGAUCAGGUCUUGCUCAAACGUCUUCAUCAUGCAGCUGAGAUUGAGAAGAAACAAAAUGAUACGGAAAAUAAAAAAUUACUUGGAAGUGUUGUAUCAUAUGGAAAUGUGGUCCAGCUUCUUCAUCUCAAGUCAAAUAAAUUUUUGACAGUUAACAAAAGAUUGCCAGCAUUACUUGAAAAAAAUGCAAUGCGUGUAUAUUUGGAUGCAAAUGGUAAUGAAGGAUCUUGGCUAUAUAUAAUGCCAUUUUAUAAAUUACGAAGUGAUGGAGAUAGUGUUGUUGUUGGUGAUAAAGUUAUUAUGGAACCAGUUAAUGCUGGACGACAAGGUCUUCAUGUUGCUGCAAAUUAUGAUUUACAUGAUAAUCCUGGUUGUAAAGAAGUUAAUGUUGUUAAUGCAUCAACAUCAUGGAAAGUAACAUUAUUCAUGGAACAUCGGGAAAAUCAAGAAGAAAUAUUAAAAGGUGGUGAUGUUGUUAGAUUAUUUCAUGCUGAACAAGAAAAAUUUUUAACAAUGGAUGAAUAUAAAAAAAAACAACAUGUUUUUUUACGUACAACUGGACGUACAAGUGCAACAGCAGCAACAAGUAGUAAAGCAUUAUGGGAAGUUGAAGUUGUACAACAUGAUCCAUGUAGAGGUGGUGCUGGUCAUUGGAAUUCAUUAUUUAGAUUUAAACAUUUAGCAACUGGACAAUAUUUAGCAGCUGAAGUUGAUACUGAUGAACCACGUGAAACAUUAAAAAAUAAAAAAGAAUUAAGUGGUCCAGUUUAUAGACUUGUAUCAGUACCACAUUGUAAUGAAAUAAGUUCAUUAUUUGAACUUGAUCCAACAACAUUAACACGUGGUGAUUCAUUAGUACCACAAUCAUCAUUUGUAAGACUUCAUCAUUUAUGUACAAACACAUGGGUACAUUCGACAAAUGUACCAAUUGAUAAAGAUGAUGAAAAACCAGUUAUGUCAAAAGUUGGUUGUGCAAUAUAUAAAGAAGAUAAAGAAGCAUUUGCACUUAGAUCAGUACCACCAGUUGAAGUACGUGAUCUUGAUUUUGCAAAUGAUGCAUGUAAAGUACUUGCUGGAAUAAGUCAAAAAUUAGAACGUGGUACAAUAUCACAUAAUGAAAGACGUGCUGUAACAUCAUUAUUACAAGAUAUUGUUUAUUUUAUUGCUGGUCUUGAAAAUGAACAAAAUAAAUCAGAAGCAUUAGAUUUACCAGUUACAAAUACUGUUAGAGAUAGACAAAAAUUAUUACGUGAACAAUAUAUACUUGGACAAUUAUUUAAAAUAUUACAAGCUCCAUUUCUUGAAACAGUUGUUGGUGAAGGACCAUUUUUACGUAUUGAAGAAUUAAAUGAUCCACGACAUGCACCAUAUAAAUAUAUGUUUAGAUUAUGCUACAGAAUACUUAGAUUAUCACAACAAGAUUAUAGAAAAAAUCAAGAAUACAUUGCUAAGCAUUUUGCAUUUAUGCAAAAACAAAUUGGUUAUGAUAUACUUGCUGAAGAUACAAUAACAGCAUUAUUACAUAAUAAUCGUAAACUAUUAGAAAAACAUAUAACAGCAGCUGAAAUUGAAACAUUUGUUGGUUUAGUUAGAAAAAAUAUGUAUAAUUGGGAAUCAAGAUUUUUAGAUUAUUUAUCAGAUUUAUGUAUAUCAAAUAAAAAAGCAAUUGCUGUUACACAAGAAUUAAUAUGUAAAAGUGUAUUAAGUGAUAAAAAUAGAGAUAUAUUACUUGAUACAACAAUCAUUCAAACACAAAUGGAAGUUGAAGAAGAAAUUGAUAAUAAUUUCAAUAAUAAUAAUACAACUAUUAUGAAUAAUAAUGAUAAUAAUGAAAAUGAUGUUAAUGAUGAUGAAGAUGAUGAUGAUAUGGUAACUGGAGAAUCAACAAUAACAAUUAUUGAAGAAUUAGAGGUAUUACUUGUUUGGAAUGAUGGUAAAGGAUCAAUGACACUUAGUGAAUUAUCAAGAGGUGCUAAAUCAGGAAAUACUGAGGAUGCAGCAAUACUUGAUUAUUAUAGACAUCAAUUAAAUUUAUUUAGUAAUAUGUGUUUAAAUCGUCAAUAUUUAGCACUUAAUAAUCUUUCACCACAUCUUGAUAUUGAUUUAAUAUUGAAAUGUAUGGAAGAUGAGUCAGUACCUUAUGAACUUCGUGCAUCAUUUUGUCGUUUAAUGCUACAUUUACAUGUUGAUAGAGAUCCACAAGAACCAGUUACUCCAGUUAAAUAUGCUAGAUUAUGGUCUGAGAUACCAUCACAAAUGAGUAUCAAUGAUUAUGAUACAAAUAAAAUGCCUGAUGAAAAUAAAGAAGCUGUUAGAGCUAAAUUUAGUUCGACAAUACGAUUUGUCGAAGAUUAUCUAUGCAAUGUUGUUGCUAAAAUGUGGUCAUUUUCUGAUCAAGAACAAAAUAAAUUAACAUUUGAGGUUGUCAAACUUGCACGAGAUCUUAUUUACUUUGGAUUUUAUAGCUUUAGUGAUCUACUUAGAUUAACAAAAACACUACUGAGUAUAUUAGACUGCGUUUCGGAGAACGAUUACAUCAAUGGAAAAAUACCAACAGGUGAAAUUGAUUCUGAAGGAGGAGUGCUGAGAUGCAUCGGUGAUAUGGGUGCAGUUAUGACGAGUCUAACUCUCGGUCCAGCAGGUCAAGUUAUUUCUGGAAGCUCAUCACCACGUCCAAAGCCAUCAACAAAGAAAGAAUAUCCUUUGGUCAUGGAUACAAAAUUGAAAAUCAUUGAAAUUCUUCAAUUCAUUUUAGACGUACGAUUGGACUAUCGUAUAUCUUGUCUUUUGAGUAUAUUCAAGCAGGAAUUUGAUGAGACUGAAAAAUCCUCAAGAGAUGUUAAUUUAAAACAAAAAGGAAUUGAUCUUGAAUCAAUUGGCACACAAGCUGAGGGUAUUUUUGGCAGUAGCGAUGAAUGCGUUGCGUUAGAUCUGGAUGGACAAGGUGGCAAAACUUUCCUGCGAGUACUCUUGCAUCUGGCAAUGCAUGAUUACCCACCACUUGUAUCUGGAGCUCUUCAUUUAUUAUUUAGACAUUUCAGCCAAAGACAGGAAGUACUUCAAGCAUUCAAACAAGUACAAUUAUUGGUGUCUGACAGUGAUGUCGAGUCAUAUAAACAAAUCAAAUCCGACUUGGAUGUGUUACGUCAAUCAGUUGAAAAAUCUGAAUUAUGGGUUUACAAAUCAAAAUCGAUUGAUGAGCACGGUGCAAAAAAAUCAUUGAGCAAUAAAGAUGAAGAAGAUGAAGGUGGUACAACACCACGUAAACCAGCACCACAAUUAGCUCCAACUGAUAAAAAAAGUUCAGCAAUUGAUUUAGAUGUUGGGCCACCUCUUCAUUCUGAUCAAGCUGAAGAAUAUCGUAAAAUACAACAAAUACUAAUACGUAUGAAUAAACUUUGUAUACAAGUAUUACCAGGUGGUAUUAUAAAACCACGUAAACAUGAACAAAGAUUAUUAAGAAAUGUUGGAGUUCAUACAAUUGUAUUGGAUUUACUUCAAGUACCAUUUGAUUCGAAAGAAGAUACAAGAAUGAAUGAAUUAAUGCGUCUUGCUCAUGAUUUUUUACAAAAUUUUUGUCUUGGUAAUCAGCAAAAUCAAGUUUUACUACAUAAACAAUUGGAUUUAUUUUUAAAUCCAGGUAUACGUGAAGCUCAAACAGUAUGUAGUAUUUUUCAAGAUAAUUCAACACUGUGUAAUGAAGUUAAUGUCAAAGUAAUACAACAUUUUGUUCAUUGUAUUGAAACACAUGGAAGACAUGUACAAUAUCUUAAAUUUUUACAAACAAUUGUUAAAGCUGAAAAUCAAUUUAUUCGUAAAUGUCAAGAAAUGGUUAUGCAAGAACUUGUACAAGCUGGUGAAGAUGUACUUAUAUUUUACAAUGAUCGUGGUUCAUUUAAUCAAUUUAUUGAAAUGAUGAGAUCAGAAAGACACAGAUAUGAUGAGAGUAGUCCUCUAAAAUAUCAUGUUGAACUUGUUAAAUUAUUAGCUUGUUGUACAAUGGGAAAAAAUGUUAAUACUGAAAUUAAAUGUCACAGUUUAUUGCCACUUGAUGAUAUUGUUGCAAUGGUAUCACAUAUUGAUUGUCUACCUGAAGUCAAAGAAGCUUAUAUUAAUUUUUUAAAUCAUUGCUACAUUGAUACUGAGGUUGAAAUGAAAGAAAUUUAUACAUCAAAUCACAUGUGGUCAUUAUUUGAAAAAUCAUUUAUUGUUGAUAUGGCCAUUAUUUCAAAUGCAACACAUGAUCGUAAACAUGCAAAUACUAGUCUUGAAAAUUAUGUUACUAAUUGUCUGAUGAACAUCAUUACAACAUUCUUCAGCAGUCCAUUCUCCGAUCAAAGCACCACUGUUCAGAAACAUCUGCACGAGGCUUGGCUUUUUUGGAACAUGAAGGAGUUGAACGGGAACAACAAAACAAACUCUCAUCCUACGAGACAGCCGAUAUUUGUCAAAUUGCUCCAUGCAGCAUUCAAGGUGUCUGAGUGUGAAUGGCUGAAUGCUGGUCAAAGAUUCAACGCUGAAAAUUGUAUUAGAACUCUUGCAGAAGUUGCCAAAGGAAGAGGAAUUGCAAUUCCAACAGAUCUAGAAAGUCUCGUUGCUUCAAUGUUCAACAAAGCUGCUAUGCUGAGUAGACAAACAAAUAAAUGGCGAGAAGCAUCUAAACAACCAAAAAUUGAACGCAGUCAAAGUCAGCAAUUGAUGCGACUUGAUCGGAGUAUUAUCGAGGGGUUGCAAGAUAUAGUGCUACUACUUGAAGAACAAUUGAAGCCCCUAGUUCAGUCGGAGUUGUCACUUCUCGUAGAUAUUUUAUAUCGACCUGAGUUAUUAUUUCCUCUUGGCACAGAAGCACGUAAACGCUGUGAAAAUGGUGGAUUUAUAAGAAGAUUGAUAAAACACACGGAAAAAUUGCUUGAAGAAAAAGAAGAAAAAUUAUGUGUUAAAGUAUUGAGAACACUCAGAGAAAUGAUGGCAAUUGAUCCAGAGUACGGUGAAAAGGAAUUUCAAGAAAUCUUGGAUGUGGGAUUGGAUGGCGAGAAGGGCAAAGAUAUGUCACUUUCAUCUGAUACCAAUGAUCAAUUACAAGCUCAUCAAAUGACUCAACAACAGCGGGGUGAUGCUUUGCGCAAUAAUCUGUUGAUUCGUUAUUUUGGCAAAGAAUUUUUACUUAAAUCAGAAAAUGUUGAUAUUGGAACAAAAAAAACAAUAGCAGUAAGUCAUGGUCCGGGUGCAAAAUUAUUGAGUCGUGCUGGUCGUACAUUACACGAAGUACAAAGUCAUUUAGAUCGUGAAGGAGCAUCAGAUCUUGUUGUUGAACUUGUUAUUAAAAGUGUACAUUCACCAAGUAUAUUUGUUGAAGCAAUUGAACUUGGUAUUGCAUUACUUGAAGGUGGUAAUCCAAUAAUACAAAAAUCAGUUUUUACAAAACUCUGGGGUGGUGAUUUGAGUCAAUCAUUUUUUAAAGUAUUUAAUGAUAAAAUGAAAGAUUCACAGCAAGAAAUAAAAUCAACAGUAACUGUUAAUACAUCAGAUAUUGCAGCAAAAGCACAUGAAAAUAAAGAUUUAGAUAAAACUCUAAAAAGACAAAUUCCAAUAAAAUCAAAUGGCAUAUUGAUAACAGAAGAAUUAGUUCAAGAAGAAUUAAAUCAAGUAGAUGAUAUUACUGGACAAAAUAUUCCUAUUGAAGAUGAUAUAUCAAAUAUUACAGUACUUCCGUAUCCUCUUGAUGAUGUACUUGGUGAUAAAUUAGAAAGACAACGUGCUGAAAAUACAAAAAAUGAACGUGAUGAAAGUUCACUAAGUACCAAAGUACUUGUAAUGCAACCAAUACUUCGUUUCCUUCAAUUAUUAUGUGAAAAUCAUAAUAGAGAUUUACAAAAUUUUUUAAGAAAUCAAAAUAAUAAAACAAAUUUUAAUCUUGUUUCUGAAACAUUAAUGUUUUUAGAUUGUAUUUGUGGCUCAACAACUGGUGGUCUUGGUUUACUUGGUUUAUAUAUUAAUGAAUAUAAUGUUGCACUUAUUAAUCAAACAUUAGAAACAUUAACAGAAUAUUGUCAAGGACCAUGUCAUGAUAAUCAAAAUUGUAUUGCAACACAUGAAUCAAAUGGUCUUGAUAUUAUAACAGCAUUAAUAUUAAAUGAUAUUAAUCCACUUGGUAAAACACGUAUGGAUUUAGUACUUGAAUUAAAAAAUAAUGCAAGUAAAUUAUUAUUAGCAAUAAUGGAAAGUCGUGGUGAUUCAGAAAAUGCUGAAAGAAUACUUUAUAAUAUGAAUCCAAAACAAUUAAUUGAUGUUGCUUGUCGUGCAUAUCAUCAAGAAUCAUUAGAUGAAAAAAUUGAUAAUGAUGAUGAUUCAACAAUUUUUGAUGAUGGUGUUGCACCAAAAGAAGUUGGUCAUAAUAUUUAUAUAUUAUGUCAUCAACUUGCACAACAUAAUAGAGAACUUGCAACAAUGUUAAAACCAUCAGAAUUAAAUAAUUCAGAACCAAAAAUAAAUAAAGCACUUAAAUAUUAUGCAACACAUACAGCACAAAUUGAAAUUGUACGUCAUGAUAGAACAUUAGAACAAAUUGUAUUUCCAAUACCAGAAAUAUGUGAAUUAAUAACAAUUGAUACUAAAAUGAAAGUAUUUAAUACUGCUGAACUUGAUGAUCAAGGCUCAAAAGUAUCAGAUUUUUUUGAACGUACUGAAGAUAUGUUUAAUGAAAUGAAAUGGCAAAAAAAAUUACGUGGUCAAUCAAUGUUAUUUUGGAUGAGUAGUUAUAUGUCAUUAUGGAGUAAUUUAUUAUUUAAUUGUGCUGUAUUAAUAAAUUUAAUUGUUGCAUUUUUUUAUCCAUUUGUUGAUACAGUACCAAAAUUUGUAAUACCACAUUUAUCUGGUUUAACAUGGACUGUUAUGUUAUCAUCUGGUGCAAUUGUUAUGACAUUACCAACAAUAACUGGUGUUAGAACACUUGCUGCAUCAACAAUUGUUAGAUUAAUAUUUUCAAUUGGUCCAGAGCCAACAUUAUAUUUACUUGGUUUUUCAACAAUUGCAUUUAAAAUUGUACAUAUGAUUAGUAUUAUUGGUAAUCAAGGUACAUUAACUAAAAGUUUUAAACAAAUUAUAACAAAUGUUGAAUUAUGGUAUCAUGCUGUUUAUCUUAUAUUUUGUAUACUUGGUAUAUUUAUGCAUCCAUUUUUUUAUUCAGUAUUGUUAUUUGAUGUUGUUUAUAGAGAAGAAACAUUGCUAAAUGUUAUUAGAUCAGUUACAAGAAAUGGAAGAUCAAUAAUAUUAACAGCAGUACUUGCAUUAAUUUUAGUAUAUAUGUUUUCAAUUAUUGGAUAUAUGUUUUUUAAAGAUGAUUUUCUAGUCAGUGUUGAUGAUGAAUAUAUUCCAAAUUUAUCAACAAGUGAAACAAUAAAUACAUGUGAUAAAGAUGGUUUAAAUUGUCAAUCAACUGAUACACUGUCAAAAUACGCACAAGAUAUUAAUAAUAAAAAUCAUAAUCACAAUGAUAAUAAAAAUAAUAAUAACAAUGAUAAUAAUAAUGAAAAUGAAAUGAUUAAUGUUGGUGGUGAAAUGAAAGAAAGAGCUUGUGAUUCAUUGGUAAUGUGUAUAUUAACAACAUUAAAUCAAGGUUUAAGAAAUGGUGGUGGUAUUGGUGAUGUUUUAAGAGCACCAUCAAGUGCUGAGCCAUUAUUUGUUGCUCGUGUUGUUUAUGAUCUUCUAUUCUUCUUUGUUGUUAUAAUUAUUGUUCUAAAUUUAAUAUUUGGUGUUAUUAUUGAUACAUUUGCUGAUUUAAGAUCUGAAAAACAACAAAAAGAAUUAAUAUUAAAAAAUACAUGUUUUAUUUGUGGAUUAAAUCGUUCUGCAUUUGAUAAUAAAGUUGUUUCAUUUGAGGAACAUAUCAAGCAUGAACAUAACAUGUGGCAUUAUUUGUACUUUAUUGUACUUGUCAAAGUUAAAGAUCCAACUGAAUUUACUGGUCCAGAAUCAUAUGUAUAUGCAAUGGUUAAAGAUCGUAAUCUUGAUUGGUUUCCACGGCUGAGAGCAAAAUCAUUAGCUGCUGAUGAGGGUGAGGGUGAACAAGUCGAGUUGAGAAGUUUACAAUCACAAUUGGAAUCAACUCAACUUCUUGUCAAAUGUUUAUCUCAACAGUUGACUGAACUUCGUGAUCAGAUGACUGAACAGCGGAAACAGAAGCAACGACUGGGACUUUUAAAUUCAGCUUCAGCAUUUCUUCACAAUGCCACAGCAUAAUAAAAUAAAUAAAGAAGAAGGUGACUCAAUUUCAGUCUGAUAUUACGAGGGCAUUAUAAAUAUUUAAAAAAAAAAUUCGUAUUAUUUCAACAACACAAAUUUAUAUUUAAUGUGUCUCGAAAGUUUAAGAUACGUUCCAUAUCAAUAAUUUUUUUUUCGCUUGAUAUUAGAACUGAUCAAUAAUUUAUAGAAAUUUUUUUAUUACCUUUUUUUUUUUAUGUUCGAAUCAAUAUUUUUUCAUAUAAGUUUUUUAGUAAAAAAAAGAAUAAUUUAAGUAUAGUAGAUUUUGUUAAUUUUUUAAAAGUCUGGGAUAUUAUUAUUUUUGUUUUUUUGUUAUAAAAAUUUACGUAACAAUGCUCAUUAAUUAAAAAACUACGAAAUAUAUACAUAAUUCGACGUGUUUUAUAUAAAAUAAAAAAAAAUCUAUUAAAAAAAAAAAUAAGUAGUAAAAAUUUAGACAAUCAUUGAAAUCAUAUCACGUAUUUCGUGUUUAGCAUGAUCAACAUUUAUUUGAACUUAUACACUCGUGUUUAGUUAACGAGUUAGUUGUAAAUUAAUUUUGUUGUACCAAGUUUGAUAAAAUUUCAAGAACAAUUUAUAUGGCAAGACAAAAAAACGUAAAUAUAAAAAAUAAAUAAACGAAAAAAUGUUUAAUAAUAUUGUAUAGAGUAAUUUAAAAAAAAAAAGGAGAUGAUUGAUGUCAAGUGAUCACUCGAAAAGUUUUACCCUAUUUAUUCGAAAAAACCGUGGUUUGAAUAAAUUAAAAAAUUUUCCCACCUAGUGUUCAUAUUUGUCUUGUCGUAUCUUAUCAUUAAUAAUAGAUGUUGACAUAGUUACACUCUUGAAAUCAAUAAAAUUGUCACUAGUUGUUUUUUCUUUUGAAAAUUAAUUUUAUUACUUAAUUUUUGAAUAAUUUAUUUAUUUAAUUCUAAAAAAAAAUAUCAGUUAAAUAAUAAUAAGAAAAUUGAUAUCUUUGAAAACGCGCAAUUAAUAGUUACAAAAAUUCAUAAAUAUAUAGUCAUUUAUUUUAUUGACGUUUAAAUAAAUCCAAGAUUGUAAAUAUAAUGUUAGAUUUUGUUGUUAAAAAAAAAAAACUACUUGUUGAAUGCUUAUAAACGGUCAAAGUUAUUAUAAUUAUUAUAUUUUUUAUUCAUAAAAAAAAAAAAAAAGUCUUGUUGUGCCAAUUAUUUAAAUUAUGAAAAAUUAAUUUAUCUCUUUAAUUGUAAACAAUGUUAAUAAAUAAUUAUUUUUUCUGCCAUUGUUAUAUUUAAUUGAAUCUCAGGAUUGUUUGAAAAUAAUAAAAAAAAAAAUUAAAAUAAUAAUUUUGUUUCGAUGUUUUGUUUUUACUGUAAAGAGUGUUAUUUUUAUUCUAAAAAAAAAAAAAAAAGGUAUUGACUGAGAUCGGCGCUAGUAAAUGGACAUAACAAAUAAAAAAUUAAUAAAUUUCGAUAUUAAUUAUCUCAUAAUAUUAUGAACUCAGUACUUUAAUUUCGUCAACAAAAUUGUUCACAGUAUUUUUUUUUUUUUUUCCUUAUUUAAAUCACUUUUUUAAAUUCUUUUUUUUAUGAUUAAUUUAUGCAAAACAAUUGACUAUUUAUUAUACUUAAAUAUAGACUAGUACAUAUAACAAGUAUACCCUCUGUUUAUUUAGACAUAUUUUAUCUCAAUUAAAAGUCUGAUUACUUUUAUGUCUGCAGAUGUUUUAAUUAUUAUUUUUCUUUUCUUCAAGUUAUUCAAACGAAAAAUACAUUUUUAUGAUUUUAAAAUCAUUUUUUUUUUUGCAUGCUGGCUAUGCUCAGCGUUAAUAAAAUUACCUGUAGACUUUCAUCAUUGUUGAAACGAGGUCAAAUUACACAAAAUAUUGUGUAUUAACUAUAUAUUAUAAUAAUAAUAGUUUAUUUAUUUAUUUAGUUUUUUUUUUGUUAAUUAAAUUGAAUCCAGUUCUCCAUCUUGGACGGUUUGGGAACGAGACAUUAUUUUUACAUAUAAAAUUUUAUGUUAUAUAUUUCGUUAAGCAUGUAUUCUUUUAUUAUUUAUUUUCUUUUGUUGAAUCACGAUAUUAUAAUCGGAUUAUGAGCACCUUUUUCAAAAAUCAAUUUUACUUAAUAAAAAUUUAUUAAUUUCUAUCGAGCUGAUAUGUCUAUGAAAUCGUCUCUGUAGAAAAUAUUGAUUGAUAAAAAAUUUAUGCACGAUUUUAAUCGAGUACUUAAAAAAAAUUAUUAUU
Molecule: messenger RNA, 11738 nt
Organism: Aphidius gifuensis
Lineage: Eukaryota; Metazoa; Arthropoda; Insecta; Hymenoptera; Braconidae
Gene: Itpr
Product: inositol 1,4,5-trisphosphate receptor
Exons: 19
Coding region: 1022-9514 (2830 amino acids)
Biological process (GO): calcium ion transmembrane transport
Cellular component (GO): membrane; endoplasmic reticulum
Molecular function (GO): inositol 1,4,5 trisphosphate binding; inositol 1,4,5-trisphosphate-gated calcium channel activity
Source: RefSeq, a predicted model, not a curated record